This is a messenger RNA of Drosophila rhopaloa, 578 nucleotides long. RefSeq lists its product as uncharacterized. The coding region runs from base 84 to 428 and encodes 114 amino acids. NCBI's taxonomy places the organism in Eukaryota, Metazoa, Arthropoda, Insecta, Diptera, Drosophilidae. The transcript is spliced from 2 exons. The record is from RefSeq and is a predicted model, not a curated record.
UGAAUCCACAAUUGACAACUUGCAGUCCAGCUAAACCCAAGUACACUUUUGAUAACAGAAUUUCACAUAAAAUACCUACCAGAAUGAAAUAUCACCAGAUCAUCUUUCAACUGAUCGCCUGCUUUGCGACCUUUGAGCUGGUACUUGGUUAUCCCCAGGAGAGAAUUUCUUCAGCGGAACAGAUCCAAAGACUGCGAUCUGCAACUGAUACGGAAAAUCAAGACGUGAGAUCCAGUGAAGCCCUCGAAAACCUGUACAGAUAUGAGAGAACUUUAAGCAGACUGCGGAGAGCCCUGGACGAGCUGGCUUACGAGGAGGCAGCCGAUGACUUGGAGCUGGCCGAGAUCAAUGUAUUCCGACCUCUCUUCCGUUAUCGAUCACAGGUGGUGAAGGUGAAGAAUCCCAAUACCCAGCAGCAGUUUGGUUAACUGGGUGAUAUGUGCAAAACAAUAUAGACUUAAGCUUAGUCACCUCGCCACAUUUCACAAACACUGAACACAACCCAUUGAUAUUUUUUUGUACAAACUUAGAUUCUUAAGAAAUAAAAGAAAACUAAUUUAUAUUGUUAAACAUUUAAA